Molecule: messenger RNA, 3458 nt
Organism: Piliocolobus tephrosceles (Ugandan red Colobus)
Lineage: Eukaryota; Metazoa; Chordata; Mammalia; Primates; Cercopithecidae
Gene: ZNF385B
Product: zinc finger protein 385B
Exons: 11
Coding region: 739-2199 (486 amino acids)
Cellular component (GO): nucleus
Molecular function (GO): zinc ion binding; nucleic acid binding
Source: RefSeq, a predicted model, not a curated record
GCAGUGUCAACGAGCCCCCGAACGGUCCCGCCUCAUUCACUCUCUUGUGUGUGCCUCGCAAGUCUCUCCUUGGUAAACCGUCACAGCUUCGGCGCGCGAGAGUGGCGUUGGCAAGUCCAAACCCCGGGGUCCUCGGCCAGGCCAGGGGGGCGGGCGCGCGGCGGGGCCGGGCCGGACGCGCCCAGCGGGCUCCGGGCACACGCCCCUCACCUGGGCGAGGCCCGGCGCGCAGGCGCUCAGCGCGGGGGCAGCGGCCGGGCGCUUAAGCCCCGCGCGGGCAAGAGUUGGACAGUUCAGGGGCCGUGCCGGGCCGAGCUGUCGCCGGCGCCACCUCCACGGCCUCCACCGCCACCGCCUGGGCUGCAGCAGAUCGCGAGAGAACCUCUGCGCGAAGCCCCGGUGCAGCCCUGGCGGGACCGCAGCAACCACCGGAGCGUGAGCAACAGCUUCCCUGCUGGAGGAGCCACUGCCCCACGCGCCCGCGGCCGGCGCGCCGAGCUCCUACCUUGUUCUCAACCUCCUGAACUCCCCACUGCAUCCUCUGUUGGAGGGAAUCCAAAUGUCUGAGAAGAUAUUUUUAAUGGAUGUUCUACAUUUCAACUCCAUCAAAUAUUAAAUUGAUGUUAAUGGGCUAACCUGGAAACCGAAAAACAACUUGUUUCACUACAAGGAUAAGAAAAUAUGUCCAAAUUCCUGUUGGCUGACUUAUCAAGGGACGUUUAGAACACAACCCAAUGCAUGAGGUACUCCUUAAGCCCUGACAACCAUCUUGAAGAUGGAAUCAUGAAUAUGGCAAAUUUUCUACGGGGCUUUGAAGAAAAGGGGAUAAAGAACGACAGGCCUGAGGACCAGUUGAGCAAAGAGAAAAAGAAAAUUCUUUUCUCCUUCUGUGAGGUGUGCAACAUCCAGCUGAACUCUGCAGCCCAGGCUCAGGUGCAUUCCAACGGUAAAUCCCACCGCAAACGAGUGAAGCAGCUGAGUGAUGGGCAGCCCCCACCGCCCGCCCAGGCCAGCCCCAGCAGCAACAGCAGCACAGGCAGUACAUGCCACACUACUACCCUUCCUGCUCUUGUGCGCACACCUACCCUGAUGAUGCAGCCUUCACUGGAUAUCAAACCAUUUAUGUCUUUUCCAGUGGACAGUAGUUCUGCUGUUGGGCUCUUUCCAAAUUUUAACACAAUGGAUCCUGUGCAAAAAGCGGUUAUUAACCAUACAUUUGGAGUAUCCAUUCCCCCAAAGAAGAAACAAGUUAUUUCUUGUAAUGUCUGUCAGCUUCGCUUUAACUCGGAUAGCCAGGCCGAGGCCCACUACAAAGGAAGUAAACAUGCCAAGAAGGUCAAAGCACUAGAGGCAACGAAAAAUAAACCCAAAAUGGUUUCUUCCAAGGACAGCGCAAAGGCUAAUCCCAGCUGCUCCAUCACUCCAAUCACAGGCAACAACUCUGACAAAUCAGAAGAUAAAGGGAAGUUAAAAGCCAGCAGUUCCAGUCAGCCGUCAAGCUCUGAAAGUGGCUCAUUUCUCCUCAAAUCUGGCACAACACCCCUGCCACCUGGAGCAGCCACUUCUCCCUCCAAGAGCACAAAUGGAGCUCCCGGUACUGUUGUUGAAUCCGAAGAAGAAAAAGCCAAAAAAUUACUUUAUUGUUCACUAUGCAAAGUGGCUGUGAACUCCCUGUCACAGCUGGAGGCACACAACACAGGAUCUAAACACAAGACCAUGGUUGAAGCUCGUAAUGGGGCUGGUCCAAUUAAAUCCUAUCCUAGACCUGGAUCAAGAUUAAAGAUGCAGAAUGGCAGUAAGGGGUCAGGACUACAGAACAAGACGUUUCAUUGUGAAAUCUGUGAUGUUCAUGUUAAUUCAGAAAUUCAACUCAAACAGCACAUUUCUAGCCGAAGGCAUAAAGAUCGAGUUGCAGGGAAACCACUGAAGCCAAAAUACAGCCCUUACAACAAACUCCAGCGGAGCCCAAGUAUUCUAGCAGCAAAACUUGCAUUCCAGAAAGAUAUGAUGAAGCCUUUGGCCCCAGCCUUCCUGUCCUCACCUCUCGCAGCGGCAGCAGCCGUGUCCUCUGCGCUGUCACUCCCACCCCGGCCCUCCGCCUCGCUCUUCCAAGCUCCAGCCAUUCCUCCAGCUCUUCUGAGGCCUGGACAUGGGCCCAUCCGCGCCACUCCUGCCUCCAUCCUCUUUGCUCCGUACUAACGUCUGCAAACCCCAAGACGUUUGAGGCCAGUAGGAAGUUGAGAAAGAAAGCCACAAGGAUUCAGCAAUUUAAGCAGUUUGUGUUGCUGUACCCUCAUUCACUCACAAAAUGCAGCCUACCACCCAGCUCCCCAGUUCCAAAGAGAAACAUAUCACUAGAUUCACGAGGGCUUUUAGAGACCGCUCCUAUAAUUUAGUAAUCUGAGCAGCAUAGGCUUUAUCUCCCUAUUUCCUCCCCGCCACCCCUCCCUCACCACCCCAUUCAAUUUGUGUAUCUCAGAUAUUUGAUUUCUUGAACAUGUAUUGGUAAGAAAGAAAAUCAUUCUCUAUUUUUCCAUGGGUAUGAUCUGGCUUAAAACAAUAUGGAAUAUUUUCCUGACAGACUUGAAAACUAGGAUCUUCCUCAGAUGUCUGUAAAUAACUCUGGUAUCCAACUGAGUGUAUUCUAGUGUGGAACAAAAAUCAAUGAACACAAGUGCUUACUUGUGGAUACCAUCUUACCAACGGAUCACAAAGUUCUCUUUUUGGUGUACUGUUGUUGACAGGGAUUGUGUACUGUUUCGACCCAAGUACUGUUGUAUCCUGUGUAGUACUAGAUCUGUAUCUCUUGUCUGAAUUAAACAUUUUUAGUUGCUGUGUAAAUGUUAGGAAGCAAAGUAGCUUUGAAUUUUCUCUUUAAGAGAACAAAAGAUAAUGUAUUUUCUUUAUUUCACAUUUUAUUUGGAGAUAUUUAAAUGAAAUAGAAAGCCAUAUAACAUAGCUAUAAUUACUACCUGUUUGCUAUUUUUGUUUAACUUAUUUUGUAGCUUCCUCACUGGUUUGUGUUGCUAAGCAAACGUAUACAAACAGAAAAAGAGCUUCCUAAAUUGCACAUUUUUGCACCUCUUGUGCAUUCUGCAAGAAGACAAUGAAUCCAUGUAUUUCUAUAUAAGUAUCUUCUUCAUUUUUAACCUGUUUUCAUUUGUAAUGAUGCUACAUAAUUUUGUGGCUCCCUAAUGCAAUAAUGUACAGAAGAUAAAAAAUUUAUAAUUGAACAAUUUGUCUUUCUGUUCACUGAAUAUAUUGCAGGUCAUGCUCCCAUGCCCCCCUUUCUAAACCGAUAUCAACUAGACUGGAAUGUUUGUGAUAUCAGGGGCAAGAGUUAUCAUAAAACAACAAAAUAGAGUGAACUCUUUUAGAGCAUCUAUAUCUGCAACCUGUAAAUGGUAAAAUGUCUGUGUAUUUUUUUAAAUGUACCUUUUCAAUAAAAGUACAAAAAA